AUGGAGAUGGCCCACGAAGUGGUUGAACUUGCCAACGAGCUGGCUCGUGCCGUAAAGAUAACGAUGGACCCAGAAGCAACACAGCAGGCAAGGAUGGACGCAUACGUUGCCUGUGAAAGAUUCAAAGAUGUUUCUCCGCUUUGUGCACAAGCGGGUCUUUCACUGGUGACUGGCAACUAUCCGCCCAUCGUUCGUCACUUCGGACUGCAGCUGAUGGAACAUACGAUCAAGUUCAACUGGAAUAGCAUCUCCCAGCAGGAGAAGAUAUUCAUCAAGGAAAACGCCAUGAAACUGCUAAACGGUGGCGUCGGGGAAGCACAGGAUCAAAGCCUCGCUCACAUCAAGGACGGCGUGUCACGGAUCAUCGUGGAGAUGAUAAAACGUGAAUGGCCCCAGCAAUGGACUACGCUGCUGGUUGAGUUGAGUGAUGCCUGCUCACAGGGCAUGGCCCAAACGGAGCUAGUGCUGCUGGUAUUCCUUCGAUUAGUCGAAGAUGUGGCACUGCUGCAGACAAUCGAGUCAAAUCAACGGCGGAAGGACAUUUACCAGGCACUGACCGUGAAUAUGUCGGAGAUAUUCAACUUUUUCUUGCGACUAAUCGAACUCCACGUGGGUGAGUUCCGCAGCGCAACCUCGGUUGGAGAUAAACACAAAGCGCACGGCCACAGUCGAGUCGUGCAGGUUGCAUUGCAAACACUAACCGGGUUCGUAGAGUGGGUAUCGAUCAAUCACGUCAUGGCGGCUAACGGACGGUUACUACAGAUCCUGUGCAUUUUACUGACGGACGUCGAUUUCCAGCAACCUGCUGCAGAUUGCCUUGGACAGAUUGCAAAUAGGCGCGGUCAGCUAAAGGACCGCAAACCACUGCUCCUACUGUUCGAGGAUGCACCGGUUGAACAUUACUACCAAGCAGCGACACAAAACGAUCGUCUCGGAACAGAAUCGUACUAUAUGUUCCUAAAAAAACUCAUCCCAGUGCUGACCGGGCUAGCAUCGCAAAUGACGGCCCUUUGGGGCAAGGAAGAAUGCCAACCUAUUCGUCCGCACUGUUUGGCUACCUUCUUAGGCACGGUACUGAUUUUUACGCGUCACUCCAGCUACAGUCUCGCUCAUCCCGCUGCCCUGAUUUGGACGAGCCUGUUAAAACACGAGCAAAUAUCCAAGGAGCAUCUUGUUCUUGAGUACAUUCCAAAGGUGAUCGAAGUGAUCGGACCGAAGAUCAUCAAGGUAAACUAUCCCCUAACACGCCCCACGGAAGUAACUAUGCAUCCGCAAACGUUUGCAAGUCUCGAUUACGACGGUGAGGAAGAGUGGUUAGUGUUUUUCUUUCGCUGUCGAACGGAUUUUUUGGAAAUCUUUCGCCAGGCGACACUGAUUGCACCGCUCGUAACGUUUUCUUACUGCGAACACUGGCUUAACGCAAGGUUGCAGAAAACGACCACAACCGAGCGUAAUACCACGUGCAGCGUAACAGAUCCGGUAUAUCUCGAGUGGGACGCACUUACGAACGUGCUAGAUGGGGUGUUAUCGCGGAUUCUGAUGGUCACUGAGCGCCCGUCAGUGUCGGCCGGGUUAAGGCUGCUCGAGGAAUGUCUAAAGGUGGAAUCAACGGAUCCACUCGUCCUGUCGGUGCUACUCUCUUGCAUCUCCUCACUGUUCGUGUUUCUCAGCAUGUCCUCCUGUCAAAUCACGGCCGCUAACUGUGUCGCCAUGACUGGUGUGCAGCUGUUGCCGCGGGUGCUGGAGAAAAUAUUCGCCUCGUUGGUCUUUCAGGAAUCGGGCGAAACGCGCCAUACGCGUACGGUGGCGGUUAAGAAUUUGCGUCGUCAUGCGGCCGCUCUAAUGGUGAAAAUAGCGCACAAAUACCCGCUGCUGCUGUUGCCCAUCUUUGACCAGAUCAACACGAGCGUAAAGAACCUCAUCAUUCAGCCGGACCGGCUCAGUAAGGUGGAGCAGGUAACGUUGCUGGAAGCGUUGCUGCUUAUUUCGAACCAUUUUUGCGACUUUGAGCGACAAAGCGGCUUCGUGGCGGAAGUCAUACGCGAUGGCGUAACGAUCUGGGGUGGAAUCUUGAGCCCAGUUGUAAAAAAUGCACACACCUUCAUCGAGUACGUCGGUUUGAACCAUCCAGCCAUCGAGCCGUUUUCCACCACGAUCGAGGAUCCGUACAAUGUCAACCGGAGGCAGCUUACUUACGCGCUCAGUCUCGUGCUGGGAGUUAUAAAGCGUUGCUCUUGGCCAGAUGAUCCGGACCGUUGCUCACGAGGCGGUUUCGUCGUAGCGUUAACCGAAUCCGGCAAUCCGAUCUGCCGUAAUCCAGCUACCUCGCACGUUGUGCCACUGUUACCCCACAUCCUGUCGCUGAUGCGCUGUCUCAACGAGCUGUGGAAACCAGACGCUCUGCAGACGUUUUCGGACUCGUUCCGAAACGCCAAUGGUAUGCAGGAGAGUGAGAAAAAGCAACUUCUCGGUGUGUCGCCGGUGUUGCAGGAUCCGCUCGAUCCUUCACAAAAAAUGCCACCAACGGCUUUCGGACGCAUGCAAACAUUUUUGUCAAGCAUCUUCGAGCACUGUUACCACAUGAUGGGGUCGGCUGGACCGGCGCUAGGGCGAGAUCUGUACGCGCUGCCCGGCAUCGCAAAUGCUAUCGUUGGCAGUGUGUUUGCUAGCCUGGAAUACGUACCAGACUUUCGUAUUCGAACGAUUGUUCGGGUAUUUCUGAAGCCAUUUAUCUACUCCUGCCCACCAGUGUUCCAUGAAGCAGUUCUGUUGCCGAUCUUUGCCCACUUUGUUCCAUUCAUGCUGACAAGACUGACAGCUCGCUGGCACUACAUUACGUCGCUCUACGAAUCUGGCGAGCUUGGAGAGGACGUGAGCGACACACAAGAAGUGCUGGAAGAUAUGCUCAAUCGAACGCUUACCAGGGAGUACAUUGAUGUGCUGAAGGUGGCCCUGGUUGGUAGUACCAUAGAUCCGACCGCAAAUUCCGCCACCGAUGCACCGAUGGCUGGUGGCAUGGAUCAGGAUGAUCAGAGUAUGGACGGUACACCGCAAGCGCUGACACGUGCUGCACAAUCUGCCAUGACGUCGGAAGUCAUCAGCGAUCUGGGUGGAAAGUUACUACGCAAUCAAUACACCAGCAAUUCAAUCGUUAUGACGGUUUUAAGCGUGCUUUCAUGGAAUGACAGUACCUCUAGCUUGAAAGCAACAUUUCUCAGUGGUCCAAUCAUACGAUUCCUAGCGUCGGAACAAUUAGUCACGGAAACACUAGCGUCUAACAUUAUCAUCGCGGUAUUGAAGGCACUUCAGCAGCACGGUCAACACGAAUCCAAUCAGACAUCGCUCAUAACGCUCGGUGUGCAGACGUACGAAAUACUUCGACCAAAGUUCCCCAACAUACUGGAGGUGUUGCAGCAGAUCCCGAACGUGAGUGCGGGUGAUAUACAGAAGCUGGACGAAAAGAUAUCGUCCAGCAGCACGAAAGGAAACAAAAUCGAUAAGGCAAAGAAGGACCUAUUCAAGAAGAUCACAACGAAUAUCAUUGGGCGCAACAUUGGUCAGCAUGGUCGCAAGGAGGUGAAAAUUUUGAACCUACCACCGAUCGUCGCACCGCCCAACAAUCAUCGCUCGAGUGCAUUUAAUCUGAUCGAAAGCAACCAGGAAACUGGUCUGGCGCAUUUAUUCGUCCGGCGUAGUUAG
This is a messenger RNA of Anopheles marshallii, 3699 nucleotides long. It is a transcript of the gene Ranbp21, whose product is annotated as exportin-5. The record is from RefSeq and is a predicted model, not a curated record. The transcript has 5 exons. Gene Ontology annotation, molecular function: small GTPase binding; RNA binding; nuclear export signal receptor activity. Gene Ontology annotation, cellular component: cytoplasm; RNA nuclear export complex; nucleus. Gene Ontology annotation, biological process: RNA export from nucleus; protein export from nucleus. NCBI's taxonomy places the organism in Eukaryota, Metazoa, Arthropoda, Insecta, Diptera, Culicidae. The coding region runs from base 1 to 3699 and encodes 1232 amino acids.